GGUCGAUGCUUCAAGAAAGGUCCCCGGUGGUUCUUCUUCUUCACAGGUCAAUUCAAAUUUCUCUUCUGCCCCCCUCAUAUUUUGCGCCCGCUACUCGGUCUUAUCUUUGAUGCUCUCCUCUCUCUCAUAAUGAACGUUACAUCCGCCGCCAUGCCUAAAGCCGCGGCUCUCCCCGCUCGUUUACUGCGGACUUCGCGGCAAUACUCCAAGCAAAGUCCGUCCACCACCAUCCGGUCCUCGACUCCUGUCCGAACCUAUCAUGUCUCUACCGCUUCUUCGAGCAGUAAUCGCCUGCGCGAUGGGACCUGCAGCAAGAAGCAGCCCGCAUUCCUUUCGUCAAGGGCUUUCCAUACAACCGCCCCACUUGCGGCUGUCCCCGACCCUUACAGAGUUCUAGGAGUCGACAAAGGCGCUUCUGCAUCGGAGAUUAAAAAAGCUUACUAUGGAAUGGCAAAGAAAUAUCACCCGGAUACGAACAAGGAACCCGACGCUAAAGAGAAGUUUGCCGAGGCGCAAUCGGCGUACGAGCUGUUGUCUGAUCCGAAGAAACGCGAGAACUACGACCGAUUUGGAUCGGCUGCUUUUGAUCAGAAUGGCGGCUUCGAUCCCAGCGGCGGUAACCCAUUUGGUGGUGGUAACCCGUUCGCUGGCGCUGGGGGUUUCCAUGGAUUCGGCGGCGGAUUCCCUGGAGGAUUCUCUGCCGACAUCAAUUUCGAGGAUCUGUUUGGCGCUUUCACCGGUGGUGCUCGAAGAGCUGGCCGGGGUCGUCGGGGACCCUUCCAGGAGGUUCUCGUUGGCGAAGAUAUCGAGGUGCAGACCAGUAUCUCUUUUAUGGAGGCUGCGAAGGGCACCUCUAAGGAUAUUGUGAUCACUCCGUUGAAAGAGUGUGACACUUGCAGUGGUGGGGGGUUGAAAAAGGGCGCGAAAAAGACCCAAUGCCGUCAGUGCAAUGGAUCCGGCACCCGAGUUCACAUGAUCCAGGGUGGCUUCCAGGUGGCGGCUACCUGCGACGCUUGUGGAGGAUUGGGAAUGACUGUUCCCAGAGGCUCUGAGUGUGGCACUUGUAAGGGCAACGGUGUGGUCAGGGAUCGCAAGACCGUCCAAGUCGAUAUUCCGGGAGGUGUGGAGGAUGGCAUGCGUCUGAGAAUCUCCGGGGAAGGUGAUGCCCCACCCACCGGUACUGCGGCUCCUACUGGCUCCCGUACGCAACGCGGUGAUCUCUAUGUCUCGAUCCGGGUCUCCCCUGACCAUCGCUUCAGCCGCGCCGGGUCCGAUAUUCUUUACACAGCUUCCAUUCCCCUUACCACUGCCCUUCUCGGAGGCGAGGUGACGGUGCCCACCUUGGAUGGCGAGGUUAAGGUAAAGGUUGGGACGGGUACUGGCACUGGUGAUCGCAUUACUCUGUCUGGUAUGGGCAUGAAGAAACUGGGCGGUCGCAGCCGUAACCUCAGCUCCAUGGGUGACUUGCGGGUCGAGUUCAAGGUUGCUAUGCCCAAGUACUUGACCAGCAAUCAACGGACGAUUCUUGAGGUUCUCGCGGACGAGAUGGGUGAUACUACUGCCAAGCGUAUUAUGGAUAUUCCAAAGGAAAAGGAUGAUGGUGCUCCAUCUAGCCCGAGCGCCUCGACCGACGACUCCAAGCACCCUGGUUUCCUCAAAUCUGCUUGGCAGAAGCUUAUGAACCACUCGAAGCAACAGGACUCGAAUCCCAGCAAGAAAGAAAGUGGUGAUGCCAAAAAGACCGACGCCUCCCUUCGCCUUUCCCUUUCUGUCUCUUCUCCGCCUUUGGAUGGGAGCUCCCCGCUCCUUCCUACCAGCAAGAUGGUUCAGUCGCCCAUGAUCUCGUGUCCGCUGAAGCAGACCAACGAAAUUGAUUGGAUUCGACCCCUCAAGGAUUACAUUCGUCAGAGUUACGGUGAGGAUCCCGACCGCUACAGUCAAGAAUGUGCCACCCUCAAUCGAUUGCGCCAGGACAUGAGGGGCGCGGGGAAAGAUAGUGCGACGGGUCGCGACUUGCUCUAUCGCUACUAUGGGCAACUGGAGCUGCUGGACUUGAGGUUUCCGGUGGACGAGAAUCAUAUCAAGAUAUCUUUUACCUGGUACGAUGCCUUUACCCACAAACCCACUUCUCAAUACUCUCUCGCAUAUGAGAAAGCCUCUAUCAUUUUCAACAUCUCCGCCGUGCUCUCCUGUCAUGCUGCCAAUCAGAAUCGCGCCGAAGACACCGGUCUCAAGACUGCUUAUCACUCCUUCCAGGCGUCUGCUGGCAUGUUUACCUACAUUAACGAGAAUUUCCUCCACGCACCGUCGACCGACUUGAACCGAGAAACCGUUAAGGCUAUGAUCCACAUCACUCUCGCGCAGGGCCAGGAGGUGUUUCUGGAGAAGCAGGUUGAGGACAAUAAGAAGGCCGGGCUGCUCGCGAAACUAGCCAGUCAAGCGGCCUAUCUCUACUCGCAGGCUGCGGAGGCGAUCCAGGAAUUCUGUAAGGGGGUCUUCGACAAAGUCUGGUCAAUUGUCGUUCAGACAAAAGCGGCUCAUAUGGCUUCCGUCGCAUCGUACUACCAGGCUCUGGCGGACAGCGAAAGCGGAUCUCAUGGGGUAGCGAUUGCUCGGCUUCAAUUUGCGGAGAAAAACUCGACGGCAGCGCUGGGAUGGGCGAAGUCAUUCCCAUCAUCCGUUUCGCCCAAUACGAAUCUGAGCUCGGAAUCGGGCACCAACUUGCUUGAACUCGUCAAGUUCCAUCUAGCUAAUGUCCAGGCAAAGCUUACGAUGUUUAAGAAGGACAAUGACUUCAUCUACCACCAGCCCGUCCCCAGUGAAGCAGGCUUGUCUGCUGUCGCCAAAUUACCCGCGGCAAAGGCCAUUCCAGUUAGCGAACUCUAUCAGGGCCAAGACAUCCAACGUAUCAUUGGCCCGGAUAUCUUUCAGAAGCUGGUCCCCAUGUCCGUUACAGAGACAGCCAGUCUCUACGACGAAGAAAAAGCCAAGCUUAUCCGAGCGGAAACUGAGAAGGUCGAGAUGGCUAAUGGAGAAAUGGCUGCCAGCUUGGAUUAUCUCAAACUUCCCGGAAGCCUGAACAUUUUGAAAGGCGGGAUGGACCAAGAAAUGGAGGUCGACGAGGAGUUUCGACGGUGGUGCCAGGAGCUUGCUGGCCAUCAGCCUUUCAUCAAAGCGCUGGACGAGCUGCAGGACCGGAAGGUGGAGAUCCUUGGACAACUGGACCAGUGCUCCAAAAAGCUCGACUUGGAAGAAAGCGUAUGCGAAAAGAUGCGCUCCAAGUAUGGUGCUGAUUGGAGUCAGCAGCCCAGUGCAAGGCUUAACACUACACUUCGUGGAGACAUCCGGUCAUACCGGGACACCGUCAACGAGGCCAGCGCAAGUGACUCUCAGCUACUGUCCACGCUUCGGCAGUAUGAGGCUGAUUUUGACGAAAUGCGAUCAGCUGGAGAAACCGAUGAAGCCGAUGUCCUUUUCCAGCGUGCGAUGAUUAAAGCUGGGUCGAAGCAGAACAAGGGGAAAAAUGGCCUUGGUAGCCCGUACGCCUCCACGCCGGAGGGAAGCUUGCUGGAUGAUGUUUUUGAUGAGGGGAGCCCCUCCGUGUCGGAACAAAUCGCGCGGGUGGAAGCCAUUCUUAAGAAGCUGAACCUGGUCAAGAGGGAGCGAUCUCAAGUUCUGAAGGAUCUGAAGGAGAAGGUCCACAACGAUGACAUAUCGAAUGUUCUGAUUCUCAACAAGAAAUCGAUCACUGGGCAGGAAAGCCAGCUCUUCGAAGCUGAACUGGAGAAAUUCCGUCCCCACCAAAAUCGGCUACUUCAGGCCAACCAUAAACAGGCUUCGCUCAUGAAAGAGCUGACCAAGAUCUACGGCGAUUUGUUGCAAGAUAAGCGAGUAAGAUCUGAGCAAUCGAAGUACGAAGCCAUCACGCGCCAACGCAACACGGUGAUGACUCGGUAUAAGAAAGUGUAUGAUGCUUUCAACGGUCUGCUCUCUGGGACAGUUCAGGCCCAGACCUUUUACACUGAGAUGGCCGAGACGGUGGAGAACCUGAAAAAGAAUGUCGAAGCCUUCAUCAGCAACCGCCGAUCGGAGGGAGCCCAAUUACUAGGCCAGAUCGAACGCGAAAAAGCGAGCAGCGCGACAGAGCAGGAGGAUCGUGAGCGGGAGAAAUUGCGGCAGUUGAUGGAACGCCUGUCCACUGAACCCAAGGCAUCCACACCUGCACCGCCGUCAGCAGGGGCAAUGGCUCCCCCACCUCCCUCCAAGGCUAAGUCGCCGCCUCCAGCAGUGCAGACGCCCGCAUACAACCCAUCUCUCGCCUCGCCGAAGAACUCCCCGGCUUUUCCUCCCGGGCAACAGCAUGGUGUCCCUCUGUCCCACUCGCCAGCACCGUAUGGGCAAUACAUGCCUCACGGCGCCGCUGGCAUGCCCUACCAUCCGGGACAAUCAUACCAGCAGGGAGCAGCAGCGCCUCUAUCGGAGGGUUACAACCCCAUGGCCUAUCCCAUUCCACCCGCUGUUUCCCCUCCUCCAGCUCAGCAGUUCUACUCCUCCACUCCUACCCCGUUCAGCAGCUACAGCGGGCCCACUCCCCCUGCAGCCCCGUCCGCCUUUUUACCCCAGGGCUACGUGCCACCCCCUCCGCCCCCUCGACCCCAGCAGACAAACUAUCCUUCUGCUUCAGGCCCCUUCCCAUCCGGUCCCGCCGGCUACGCUCAGAGUCGGCCAUACGGGUCCAGUCAGCACCACAAGGCUCAGUCGCAAUCCUCCCAGUCACAGGGACAGUCGAGCGCCUCAAGUGAUCCCUGGGCCGGACUCAACGCUUGGAAAUGAGCCGCCCUGCCCUUGUUUUCUAGUUGACAUGUCGAUGUACGGGUCAUGAAGUAUGAUAGACGCAUGGAACGAAUCACUGAAAUCUCUUGCAUUAGGGCGUUUCUUUCUUGCAAUCGUAAUGAUCUUAGUUAUUUGCCGGCCCAUCAUCACUGUUGGUCGUUAUUUCCUGAUCUGUUGGUUCCAUCCUUCGUUGUGACUCCUCUUUCAGUUGGUCAGAUCCCAUCGUGUUUCCUAAUUGGGCUUAUCGUCUCUGCUAUCUACUCCUACUGCGCUGCUCCGUUCUGUUGUUAUCCUUUGAGAAUAUGGGGGACAUGACCAUCACCAUGACCAUGAACCAUGAACUAAUUGCAAACAAUCGUCUGCUACUGCAUGUAUAUAACGAAGUAGCGAACCAGCUCAUGGAAAAAAGCGCACAAUGGUCGAGUUCCAGUGGUAGCCAGCAACUGACUAUGCACAUCUGUCCGUAUCCCAG
This is a messenger RNA of Aspergillus homomorphus CBS 101889, 5305 nucleotides long. Its product is annotated as BRO1-domain-containing protein. Gene Ontology annotation, cellular component: endosome. NCBI's taxonomy places the organism in Eukaryota, Fungi, Ascomycota, Eurotiomycetes, Eurotiales, Aspergillaceae. The record is from RefSeq and is a predicted model, not a curated record. Bases 130 to 4833 code for a protein of 1567 amino acids. The transcript is spliced from 6 exons. Gene Ontology annotation, molecular function: heat shock protein binding; ATP binding. Gene Ontology annotation, biological process: protein folding; response to heat; protein transport to vacuole involved in ubiquitin-dependent protein catabolic process via the multivesicular body sorting pathway.